Homarus americanus (American lobster) is the source of this 750-nucleotide messenger RNA. Its product is annotated as unconventional myosin-Id-like. Gene Ontology annotation, molecular function: actin filament binding; ATP binding; microfilament motor activity. Gene Ontology annotation, biological process: vesicle transport along actin filament; actin filament organization. The coding region runs from base 169 to 735 and encodes 188 amino acids. The transcript has 3 exons. Lineage: Eukaryota; Metazoa; Arthropoda; Malacostraca; Decapoda; Nephropidae. The record is from RefSeq and is a predicted model, not a curated record. Gene Ontology annotation, cellular component: cytoplasm; actin cytoskeleton; microvillus.
CUGAGUAUUCUUAUUAGUUCAUGUAUUUGUUCUCACUAUCUUUAUUCUUACAAGUAUUUCACUUUAUAUAGAGUGAAGAACGUGCUCCUACAGUCCAAUGCCAUCCUUGAAGCCUUCGGUAAUGCCAAGACCAACAGGAAUGACAACUCUUCUCGGUUUGGCAAGUACAUGGACAUCAACUUUGACUUCAAGGGUGACCCAGUUGGUGGUCAUGUUGAGAACUACCUCCUGGAGAAGUCAAGGGUUGUGUUGCAGCAGCAGGGGGAGAGGAAUUUCCACUCUUUCUAUCAGGUCCUGUUUGGAGCCACAGAUUCAGAGCUGUCUCGUCUGAAACUGAAGCGUGAUGUCAACAGCUACCACUUCAUCUGUCAGGGCGGCACACCAAGGGUAGACUCUAUUGCUGACAAAGCUGACUACAAGACAUGCCAACAAGCUUUCAAGACAUUAGGGUUCACACCUGAACAGACUGAUGCCAUAUGGAGAGUUGUUGGGGCUAUCCUACACUUGGGCAAUGUUGAAUUUUCCUCUGGUGGAGAUGAGACCCAAAUUCAAAAUCCCAAAGUUGUGAAAAACAUCGCAGAACUCCUGAAUGUCUCCCCAGCUGAUGUGAACAAGGCACUGUGUCAUCGAGUCAUUGCAGCACGUGGGGAGGUCAUGGAGAAACGACACACAGAAAGUGAGGCCAGUUAUGGUCGUAAUGCAUUUGCAAAGGUGAGAUAUGAUGGUGAUUUGUAGUUGAGGUAUUGGUAA